AAAAGAUAAAACAAAAAAGCUAAAGUUCACCCUGGAAGUCGAAGACAAGCAUCCAAAUAUUUUCCUUUUUUCUGACAAAAAAUUGUCACAGACCAAACAUCAGAACUUGUAAAAAAUUGUCAAAAUCUCAGUCUCUCUCCUCCUCCUCCAGCUAGCUCCUCCUGUUAGAGAAUCUUCCAUUCUGCAUUCCAUCCAUUUCCAUGUGAACUUCCCAUGUGUCAAACUUGACAACUUUUCACUAACCCCCCUCAUUAAGCUUCCUUCUACACACUUUUAAUUUCUUCUCACUCUGAUACAAACCCACCAUCUUCCAUUGCAGUUGCAGCAGCUACCAACUCACUUCCAAAUUCCAAUCCAAUCAACCCCACAACAAGCUCCAAUCUUUCACCGAUUUCUAGAUACCCAUUAGCCCAAAACCUCCAAAAACCAUGUCAGUCUCAUGUGGGGUAGAGUGCGUUUUCGUGCUCGGUUGCGCGCGGUGGCUAUGGAAGCGCUGCACCUACAUCGGCUCCUACGACAGCGCCACCUGGCCGUCCGCCACUGCGGUCGAGUUCGACCCAGUGCCGCGCGUCUGCCGCCUCAUCCUCGCCAUCUACGAGCCGGACCUCCAAAACCCGCAGCACUACCAGCUCGCCGGAGGCUACCGCCUGAACCCGGACUGGGUGGUCAAGCGCGUCGCCUACGAGGAGAAUGAGGGUAACGCGCCGCCGUACAUCAUCUACGUCGACCAUGAACACCGCGAGAUUGUGAUGGCGGUGAGGGGGCUGAAUUUGGCGAAGGAGAGUGACUACAAGCUGUUGUUGGAUAACAAGCUGGGGAAGCAGAUGUUUGAUGGGGGCUAUGUUCAUCAUGGUUUGUUGAAAUCGGCGGUUUGGUUGUUGAACCGGGAAUCGGAGACGCUGAAGCAGUUGUGGGUGGAGAAUGGUUCGGAGUAUGGGAUGGUGUUUGCUGGUCACUCUUUGGGGUCUGGGGUGGUGUCGCUGUUGACCAUUCUUGUGGUCAAUCAUAGGGAGCGUUUGGGAGGGAUUCCCAAAGAGAAGAUUCGGUGUUAUGCUGUUGCUCCUGCUAGGUGUAUGUCCCUCAAUUUGGCCGUCAAAUAUGCCAAUGUCAUUCAUUCUAUUGUGUUGCAGGAUGAUUUCUUGCCAAGAACUCCCACUCCACUGGAAGAUAUAUUCAAAUCAGUAUUCUGCUUGCCCUGCUUAUUAUUCCUGGUUUGCCUGAGAGAUACCUUCAUACCUGAGGGUCGAAAGCUAAGAGAUCCAAGGAGACUUUAUGCACCUGGGCGAAUGUAUCAUAUUGUGGAAAGAAAAUUUUGCAGAUGUGGGAGAUUUCCUCCUGAAGUAAGGACUGCUAUUCCUGUCGAUGGAAGAUUUGAGCAUAUUGUCUUGUCCUGUAAUGCAACAUCUGAUCAUGCUAUUAUUUGGAUUGAGAGGGAAGCAGAGAAAGCCUUACAAUUAAUGAAGGAUCAUGGUGGCUCCGAAACUGUGACAGUGCCGCCAACAGUACAGAAGUUUGAGAGGUUGAAGACCAUAGAAAAAGAACACAAAGAUGCUUUAGAAAGAGCUGUUAGCUUAAAUGUGCCUCAUGCGGUGGACGCUGAAGAGAAAGAACUGUCUGAGAACAAUGAAGAUGAGGCAUCCGGUAGUGGGGGACAAGACAACACCACCACUUCCGCCGCCUCAAGUACCCAAUCAAAAUCAAGUGUUGCAAGGUCAAACUGGAAUGAGGUUGUUGAGAAACUCCUAAAGAAGAAUGAAACAGAUAAACACAUGGAAAAUGAUACAAAUGUCUCACAAUAACAGCUUGUUCUACAUGUUCUUUGAUUUAGAUAGUCACACCCAUUUAUACAUUUGAAUCUUUUGUUUCUUCUACAUAUUCUUGUGUUUGUAAACAUGAUGAUGUAAAAAGAUAUUCAAUUCUUGGGGGAAAUCAAAAUUAAUUCCGAGUGGUGCUAUUCUGAAUA
Lotus japonicus is the source of this 1963-nucleotide messenger RNA. RefSeq lists its product as uncharacterized. NCBI's taxonomy places the organism in Eukaryota, Viridiplantae, Streptophyta, Magnoliopsida, Fabales, Fabaceae. Bases 429 to 1799 code for a protein of 456 amino acids. The record is from RefSeq and is a predicted model, not a curated record. Gene Ontology annotation, biological process: lipid catabolic process. The transcript is spliced from 5 exons.